Molecule: messenger RNA, 1670 nt
Organism: Cajanus cajan (pigeon pea)
Lineage: Eukaryota; Viridiplantae; Streptophyta; Magnoliopsida; Fabales; Fabaceae
Molecular function (GO): calmodulin binding
Source: RefSeq, a predicted model, not a curated record
UAAAAAUAAAAAAAAAAAUUCCCCUUCAUCUGCUUUCUCAUACAUUUUCUCCUUCCAAAGCAAUUUUUCUUUGCUUUGUGCCCACAAGUUCACUCUUCCAUGAACUUUCUUCUUUCAAGUGUGCAGGUUCUUUCAACAAUUUCUUAGUUGAGAGACACCAUAAUAUAUAUGGCAACAAAAGCAAAAGGAAGUAAUUUUGUUGGGAAGGAGAAAAAGGGCCCAUCUUCAAAUUCUCACAUUACAACCACUAAAAGGAUCAUCAAACCAUCCACAACUACUAACUCUACUAACAAGCCUAACUCAACCUCAUCAAAGAAAAAUAUCCCCAACUAUCUCAAGCCCACACUAACCUCACAACUUGAUUCCCCCUCUUCAAAACAAAUUAAGAGUGACUCUCCCAACAAUAAGCCUUCUCUUAACAAGAGAAGAUCUUUGGACAAACCACUUUCCUCUUCAACCUUGACAAAACAAAUACAACCCUCAAACUCAACAUUACAUGAUGCCCUUGUGUCUACUGGUUCAAGAGAGAGAUCUACACCACGUAGAUCUUCGAUUGGUCUAGUUACUAGAAACACAAACCCUUCCAAACCCAUUUCAGAUACAACCUCAAAGAUUCCUAGUAUUAGAAAAACUAGGCCACUAGUCAUAAAGAGCACCAAGAAAAUUUCCCUUACUACUACUACUACUUUAAGCGCUAAGAAAAAAUCUAAUACGGAUCAUGUUUCUGUUAACUCAACAAACAAAUCUGCUAAAGAAAUUAAAAAAACAUUAAAUGUUGAAACUGAGCAAGUUAAGGAAGUUGCAACUCAAGAAGUUGAAGUCAUAAAGGUGGAGAAUAAAGAACGCAAAGUACAUCAGGCUGAACAUGUGACUGAUAUUUCACCUAAUGUUGACUCUGAACAUGAUAUUGAACAUGUUCUUGGGGUUGAUAACUCUGAUCCAUUCCAAAACCAAGUUGAUGAUGAGAGAAUCAUUUCUAUAGUGUCAGAAGCAGAGGAAAUAGAAAAUGGGCCAUUAGAAGAGAAAGCAAAAGACUAUGAACAUGAAUUAGAGGAUGAUAAAAUAAACCAAGAUGAAGGAAGAAACAUCAGUGAAAGUGAUCACCAACAUAAGCAUUUUACAACUAAAGAAGGAUUUGUUGUUAAAGAUGAAGAUGAGGUAAUCAUAAUAGAAGAUCACAAAAGUGAGAAAAACAAUGAAAAAGAGGCAAUGGAGGAAGAAAAGGAAGCAUUUGAAGGAGUAGAAGAGGCCAAGGUUAAAGCAACACCAUCAAAACAACAAUUAGGAGAAAGGAAACAAAAGAAUAAAGAGUCUCUAUCUAAUGAUAUGAUUGAAGAAACUAGAGGCAAGCUUUUGGAGACAAGAAAGAACAAGGUGAUGGCACUGGCUGGAGCAUUUCAAACUGUCAUCGAUUAUCAAACCACAUCAAGAUGAAACAUGUUACAUGCAUUUCACAUGAAAAACACACUUUAUGCAUCUAAAGGGAAGAACAAUAGAAGAAGAAAAAGAAACCAUAAUAAGAACAAUAUAGGUAAAGAAGUUAUUCUUAUGUGUACACAAGUUUCUCUUACAAAAAUUGAGAAGGUGUUGCCUUCAAAUUUGGAUGAUUUGUUUACUAGAUUUCAAUGAACUGACAUAUAUAAUUGACAAAGCCAGAGUAUUUUUUGCUC